AGGAGUUACACAGAGAUGUCCUCCAGCAGACAUCAGGUCCCUGCCGGCUCCGCGCCGACGGUGCCCACCGCCCACCAGCGGAGCCCCAUCGGGCGGGCACACUCCCUGUCUCGUGGCCAGAAGGGAGGGGGAGAAAAGAAAGAAACACGGCAGGGUUGUCUGCUUGCAGUCUCCCAGACCCGAGAAGGCUGCAGGAAAGACAUCCCCAAAAGUGCGUAUUUCUGCUUUUUCCGUUUUUCCAGGACUACGAACGAAGGUAUUUUUAAUCAGGCGGCACAAGCUUCUCAGCUCUUCACCAGCACAGCCCCGGCCCGCCCCGGCCCGCUGACGCGAGGGGCGGCGCUCCCGUGGACCGAUCGACGCGGGGCGGCUCUGCCAGCGCCCAACGGGGGGGCGGCGGGACGGGGCCGGGCGGCAGGAGGAAGCGGCGCGAUGGGGCCGGCGGCGGGGGACGCGGAGCCGGAGGCAGCGGCGGGGGGCGGUCCCUGGCUGCUGCUGGCGCUGCCGCCGCUGCUGCUGCUGUUCGCGCUGGUGGUUCGGCAGCUGUUGAAGCAGCGGCGGCCGCCCGGCUUCCCGCCCGGCCCCGCGGGGCUGCCCCUCAUCGGCAACAUCCACUCCCUGGGCGCGGAGCAGCCGCACGUCUACAUGCGGCGCCAGAGCCAGAUCCACGGGCAGAUUUUCAGCCUUGAUUUGGGAGGUAUAUCUGCUAUUGUGCUGAAUGGCUAUGAUGCAGUGAAAGAAUGCCUUGUUCACCAAAGCGAAAUUUUUGCAGACAGACCAUCUCUUCCUUUGUUUAAGAAGCUGACAAACAUGGGAGGCUUACUAAACAGCAAAUAUGGCAGAGGAUGGACAGAACAUCGCAAAUUAGCUGUGAACACCUUUCGAACUUUUGGAUAUGGUCAAAGGUCCUUUGAACACAAAAUUUCAGAAGAAUCUGUGUUUUUCCUCGAUGCCAUUGAUACCUACAAAGGCAGACCAUUUGAUCUUAAGCACUUGAUAACAAAUGCUGUUUCAAACAUUACUAAUUUGAUUAUUUUUGGAGAACGUUUUACAUAUGAAGAUACUGAAUUUCAGCACAUGAUUGAGAUUUUCAGUGAAAAUAUUGAAUUAGCUGCUAGUGCCUCUGUAUUUUUAUAUAAUGCUUUUCCUUGGAUUGGUAUCUUGCCAUUUGGGAAACACCAGCAGCUGUUUAAAAAUGCAGCUGAAGUCUAUGACUUUCUUCAUAAGCUUAUAGAACGAGUCUCUGAAAAUAGGAAAUCCCAGUCACCUCGACACUUUAUAGAUGCAUACUUAGAUGAGAUGGAUUGCAACAAAAAUGAUCCAGAAUCAACGUAUUCAAGAGAAAACUUAAUUUUCUCUGUUGGAGAACUCAUCAUAGCGGGGACGGAAACCACAACAAAUGUUUUAAGAUGGGCAGUGUUAUUUAUGGCUCUUUAUCCAAACAUUCAAGGACAUGUUCAAAAAGAGAUCGAUUUAGUCAUCGGCCCAAACAAAAUGCCUGCUUUGGAAGAGAAAUGUAAAAUGCCAUAUACUGAGGCUGUUCUCCAUGAAGUUCUAAGAUUCUGUAAUAUAGUUCCACUAGGUAUUUUUCACGCAACCUCCAAAGAUACUGUUGUACGUGGUUACUCUAUUCCUGAAGGCACUACAGUUAUUACAAACCUCUACUCUGUACAUUUUGAUGAAAAAUACUGGAACAACCCAGAAGUGUUUUUUCCUGAGAGAUUUUUGGACAGCAAUGGACAGUUUGUCAAGAAAGAUGCAUUUAUUCCUUUUUCAUUAGGAAGAAGACACUGUCUUGGAGAACAGCUAGCUCGAAUGGAACUGUUUUUGUUUUUCACUUCAUUACUACAACGAUUUCACCUGCGUUUUCCUCAUGGUGGGAUUCCAGAUCUCAAACCAAGAUUAGGCAUGACAUUACAACCACAGCCAUACCUCAUUUGUGCAGAAAGACGAUGAACAGAGGAGUCUAGACUGUCAGAUGGAGUAAAAUGGUCCAAGCAGCUGCCAAGGAGUCCCUUGCCUUCUAUUUCUAAAUGUAUUCAAGUUGGAAGAACAAAAAUGUUAAUGACUUAAACUAUGGUUAUUUGUGCACAAGUUCAUGGUUUCUUUUCACUUGGUUUUCACAAAAAAAAAAAAACACAACAACACAAAAAAAAACAAAAAACUGAACAAACUCUCAACCAAGAAUAUAAAAGAAAUCCUGUGUUUAAAGUUGACAUUUCCACUCCAUAAAUUUGUUUUGAAUCUAACUUCUCAUUCAGUUUUUAAUUUCUUUGCAAGCUAUUUUACUUUGAGAGAAUAUUUUUAUAACAGAGAGAAUAUGGCUGAAAUUUUUAUACUCAGAUUUAUAUGUAGAAAUCCUGUAUACCUUAUUCCAGCAAGGCUGGAAUAUAUAAUUCUUUAUUAAAUUCACAUAGCUAAAAUGAUUUAAAUUUUUAUGUUUAAAUUUCUGUAACUGAGAAAUUAUCAUUUGCAGCCUUGACAAUCAAAUCUAUAAUUAAAGCAUUUCAAUCCUUCCUUCAUCA
Gallus gallus (chicken) is the source of this 2525-nucleotide messenger RNA. RefSeq names its product cytochrome P450 family 2 subfamily R member 1 (gene CYP2R1). Gene Ontology annotation, cellular component: cytoplasm; intracellular membrane-bounded organelle. The transcript is spliced from 5 exons. NCBI's taxonomy places the organism in Eukaryota, Metazoa, Chordata, Aves, Galliformes, Phasianidae. The coding region runs from base 16 to 1956 and encodes 646 amino acids. Gene Ontology annotation, biological process: xenobiotic metabolic process. Gene Ontology annotation, molecular function: oxidoreductase activity, acting on paired donors, with incorporation or reduction of molecular oxygen, reduced flavin or flavoprotein as one donor, and incorporation of one atom of oxygen; heme binding; iron ion binding. The record is from RefSeq and is a predicted model, not a curated record.